Macadamia integrifolia is the source of this 357-nucleotide messenger RNA. RefSeq names its product phenylacetaldehyde reductase-like. The record is from RefSeq and is a predicted model, not a curated record. Lineage: Eukaryota; Viridiplantae; Streptophyta; Magnoliopsida; Proteales; Proteaceae. Gene Ontology annotation, molecular function: oxidoreductase activity, acting on the CH-OH group of donors, NAD or NADP as acceptor. The transcript has 2 exons. Bases 1 to 357 code for a protein of 118 amino acids.
AUGAUAAGUGUGAAUGUUUUAACUGAUGCAGGAGCACAAACAUAUCCCAAUGCAACAUUUGGAUGGGUUAAUGUUAAAGAUGUUGCUGAUGCACAUAUUCUGGCAUUUGAGAAUUCUUCAGCCAAUGGAAGAUAUGUUUUAGUCGAGAGAGUUGUUCAUAAUUCACAACUUCUGAAGACUUUGCGUGAACUUUAUCCAACUUUGCCUCUUCCAGAAAAGUGUGCUGAUGACAAGCCUUAUGUGCCAACCUACCAAGUUUCCAAGGAGAAACCAAGGACCAUAGGGGUUAAUUACACUCCUCUGGAGGUGAGCCUGAAGGAAACCGUUGAUAGCUUGAAGGAGAAAGGCUUUUUUUAG